UUUGUCAAAUUUGGAGUUUUUAUAAAUGGGUUUGACACGAGAUGUGUGUGUGUGUAUAUAUAUAUUAUAUAAAUCUAGAGUUGGAUUUGUCUGUGCUUUUGAUUAUAAAGGUGAUGUGGAGCUUAGCAAGUUGUUUGUGAAUUCUUGAUGUGAUGAGUGAAAAUGGGGUUUCUAGUGUUUGAAGUAGUCUUCAAAGUUGGAUUUUGUUCUGCAAUUAAGACUUUGCAUAUUUGUUUGUUGAAAGAUCAUACUUUACUUCGUGCUUCUCUCAUUAGAAUUGUUUUAUGGAAAAUGUCAGGCUUAUGUAAUUUUUAUACAGACUUCAUAAUAAGAAUGAUGUGGCAAUGGAAUUUGGGGAAGAAAUUAUGAGGACAAUGGUGACUGUUUUCAUUGUAAAUGAAGGGAUCACAAGAUGCCGCAUCAUUCUUAAGGGGUUAUGUAAUUUAUUGGCGGCUAUGAAGUGUUUCAUGUUCUACACUGGAGAAAAGAAGGAAGAACCCAAGACCACAAAGUCCAGUGAUGUGAGGAGAUCUGGGUCUGAAUUCAAUUCUCAGAAUGUAUCAGACUCCAGCGCAGAGUCCAUUGGGAGGAGCCCAUUACCAAGUUUGUCUCAGAGGCCUAGCAAUCUCAGAGUAUUCACGUUUUCUGAGCUUAAGACAGCCACAAAUAAUUUUAAUCGCACCUUAAAAAUUGGAGAGGGUGGCUUUGGAUGCGUGUAUAAGGGUGUCAUCAAGAGUUCUGAAGAUCCACAAAAAACACUUGAUGUCGCUGUGAAACAAUUAGGGAGAAGAGGAACGCAGGGGCACAAGGAAUGGGUGACAGAAGUGAACGUUCUUGGGGUGGUUGAGCAUCCAAACCUUGUCAAACUAGUGGGCUACUGUGCUGAAGAUGAUGAAAGAGGAAUCCAACGGCUUCUGGUUUAUGAAUAUAUGCCUAACAGAAGCGUCGAUGACCAUUUAUCAACUAGGAUGGAGACACCUCUUCCCUGGUCCAUGAGACUCAAAGUAGCCCAAGAUGCUGCUCGUGGCUUAGCAUAUCUACAUGAAGGAAUGGAAUUUCAGAUCAUCUUCCGAGAUUUUAAAUCUUCAAACAUUCUCCUAGAUGAGCAAUGGAAUGCAAAGCUGUCAGACUUUGGCUUGGCUAGAUUUGGGCCUCCAGAUGGACGAACUCAUGUCUCAACUGCGGUUGUGGGAACCUUGGGAUAUGCUGCUCCUGAAUACAUUCAGACUGGACGUCUUACAUUCAAAAAUGACAUAUGGAGUUACGGGGUCUUCAUUUUUGAACUUCUCACGGGUAGACGCCCAUUGGACCGAAACAAGCCUAAGAAUGAGCAGAAACUCUUGGAAUGGGUAAGGCCAUACGUAUCAGACACAAAGAAGUUUAAGCAGAUAUUGGACCCUAGGCUUGAAUGGAAUGGCUCCCUCAAGUCAGCCCAAAAUCUAGCUAUUGUUGCCAACCGGUGCUUGAUCAGAAAUGCAAAGUCACGCCCGAAGAUGAGUGAGGUGUUGGAGAUGGUGAACCAGAUCGUCGAAGCUUCACAAGAAAUACGUACUUCUCGACAACCUGUAAGAAGCUCGAUGCUAAGGGAAACCUCUGGGGACAAAGUGAAAGGUAAGGGAAGGAUCAUGGAUAUGACGACAAAAAAGCCUAGGUAUGCAGAAAAGCUUAGGUACACAGACGCCAGCAACAGAAAAGUGCACAAAGCACUCACAUGAGAUGGGCUCACACAAUGCAGAUCCCGCACCCCUUUGACUGUUCUAUGCAUUUUUUUGUGAUUGGUUUUUGUAGAAGUAUUGUGUGAAAUGGGGGAAAGUGGUUGGCUUCUAUGAUUGGUAGUUGGAUAAGCUUGUGUGGGUUAUGAAGGUAACAAUUCCGAUGAAUUUGUAUAUAGUUCAUAAUGCGAAGUGUACAAUAUUGCUCGUGUAUUGCAACUGCCACUACUAUUGCUUCAGUAGGCACCAAAACAAAAGGUGAUAUGAGGAUUGUAAGGUUGAGAAUUCUAGUAUUUAGACGGUUGUUCUAGGGAAUUUUGACAGUAAAGCUUGCAAGGCACUGUUGAUUGCACCACUGUUGAUUUGAAAAUGGCAGGUGGGUUUUCAUGGCAUGCGGAGAAGCCUCUUGAGAUGCCAUAGUAGAAAUUCUGAAUGAUAUAUCGUACAUUUAUUCGAAAUCAUUAUGUAUUGUUCUUGUGCUGUGUUCUUUUAGUUGGGUUAAGUGUUAUGCUUUUGGAUAGAUGUUCUAGCCUUCUAGGAUGGAAGCAGAAGUUCAAGGUAGUCAAUCAAUAUACUGUUGCUGAAUUUGUAUUUUGAAAAUAUUAAUUUAAUUUAAAUGAUAGAUUUGUCUA
Molecule: messenger RNA, 2344 nt
Organism: Camellia sinensis
Lineage: Eukaryota; Viridiplantae; Streptophyta; Magnoliopsida; Ericales; Theaceae
Product: serine/threonine-protein kinase PCRK1
Biological process (GO): protein phosphorylation
Molecular function (GO): protein kinase activity; ATP binding
Source: RefSeq, a predicted model, not a curated record